AUGAAGCAGUCCAUGAUCCUCCUCGCUGCCGUUGCUGGCGCUGUCACCGCCCAGAACCUCGGUUCUUGCGCACAAAUGUGUGUCAACAACAUGAACCUGAUCGCCAACACUGAGUUCAGCUGCGCCGCCGGCGACACUGCCUGCUUCUGCUCGCAGUCCAACUGGGCCUACGGUGUCCGCGACUGCUCUCGCCAGGCUUGCUCUGGUGAGGAGUCCGCUCAGGCUGUUAGCUACGCUGCCGGUCUCUGCCAGGGUGUCGCCUCUUCCAUCACUGACGGAGCCUCUGCCUCUCCUUCCGCGGCCCUGUCCAUCCUGAACCCGGCUCUGUCCAGCGCUUCAGGUGUCACUGGUACCGCAUCAGGUGAGGCUACUGCCACCGGCAGCGCUUCCCAGUCCGCUAUUACUACCGUGCCCCUUGUUGCUACCGUCACCAACUCUGACGGCAGUGUCCAAACCACUACCUCUGGUUUCAGCACUGUUUACAGCUCAGGAGCACUAACAGAGUCUGCAGCAAGCGCGGCCUCAAGCGCAGCUUCCUCGAUCGCUUCCGAGCUCAGCUCCGGUUUGUCUUCGAUCGCUGAGUCUGCCUCGUCUGCUCUUGCAUCUGCCACAGAGUCCUUGGGCUCUGCUGCUUCCUCUGCCACCGAUGCUGCUGGCUCUGCCCUGUCUUCUGCCACUGGAGCCAUCGGCUCUGCCGCCUCUUCUGCUACCGGCGCUGCUGGCUCUGCCGCUUCCAGCGUUGUUCCUGGUGCCGCCGCCAGGAUCACCGGUGUCCCCGUCGCUGCUGGCUUCGCUGCUGCCGCCUGGCUCCUCAUCUAA
Boeremia exigua is the source of this 819-nucleotide messenger RNA. RefSeq lists its product as uncharacterized. The record is from RefSeq and is a predicted model, not a curated record. NCBI's taxonomy places the organism in Eukaryota, Fungi, Ascomycota, Dothideomycetes, Pleosporales, Didymellaceae. Bases 1 to 819 code for a protein of 272 amino acids. The transcript has 3 exons.